AUGGGGAAGCUCGACGACGAAGGUGUCCCCGAGGCCGUGCCCUUGACUCGCAACCGGUCGGGCUCCCUCGCUUCACAAACAACGACCGACUCGGGUUUGUCCGUGGCCUCCGCAACGUUCCUCGACGCUUACAAGGGAGAGAUGUUCGCCGCGGCGGGCGAUGAGACGGAAGAUCAGGGACAGCCAUACCGCGAUAUAGAAGAUGGAGGAGACCGGGGCACUGAGGAGCCGUUCCUACCCGGCGUAAAGAAGACUACGUCUUCAAGUCGUAUGCGUCGGGUUCUAUGGGCGUUGGGCUCACUCUGCGUGGGAGGUUGGGUGCUCGCGUUUGUGCUGUUCCUGACCCAGAAACGGCCAGAGACCGCGGCACUUUCCUCGGCCUCUACCGUGAGCGUCCAUGAUCCGCACUCGGCUACAGGUGGUUCGAGCUAUGGAAGGCCGGUGACCCUGGAGCAGGUGCUGGCGGGACAAUGGUUGCCGCAAUCGCAUGCGAUUUCGUGGAUUGCGGGGCCGAAUGGCGAGGACGGGCUCUUGGUUAAGCAGGGAGAAAGUGGCUCGGGAUACCUGCGAGUGGAGGAUAUUCGCAGCCAGAAAAACGAGGCCAGCACCUUCGAGACGAGAGUAUUGAUGGAAAACUCGUAUUUCUGGGUUGAUGGGGAACUCGUCAGUCCUGUCAAGACAUGGCCGAGCCCCAAUUUGGAGAAGGUCUUGGUCCUGUCCAACUACCAAUCUAACUGGAGACACUCUUAUUAUGGAAAGUACUGGAUCUUCGAUGUUGCCACGCAAAAGGCAGAGCCGCUGGACCCCAAAGACCUGAGUGAUCGAGUACAGCUGGCUACUUGGUCGCCGCAGUCCGAUGCCGUUGUCUUCGUCCGGGAAAACAACCUGUUCCUCCGCAAGCUGUCAUCCUCCGAAGUCAUUCCCAUCACGAAGAAUGGCGGGGCCGAUCUCUUCUACGGUGUGCCCGAUUGGGUGUACGAGGAGGAAGUGUUCUCGGGCAACGUUGGCACUUGGUGGUCCAAAGAUGGGAAGUUCCUUACUUUCCUGCGGACGAAUGAGUCCGAGGUCCCCGAAUACCCAGUUCAGUACUUCCUCUCGCGUCCGUCAGGCGAAGUGCCGCCGCCGGGUCUGGAGAACUACCCGGAGGUCAGACAAAUCAAGUACCCCAAGGCCGGAGCUCCCAACCCGGUCGUCGAUCUGCAAUUCUACGACGUGGAGAAAAAUGAGGUGUUCUCCAUCGACAUGCCGGAUGACUUUGCUGAUGAUGACCGUAUCAUCAUCGAGGUUGUCUGGGCAUCCGGGGGCAAGGCCCUUAUUCGGGAGACCAACCGCGAGAGCGAUGUUGUCAAGAUUUUCGUGAUUGAUACCAAGCCUCGAACUGGCAAACUUGUCCGUUCAGACGAUGUUGCCGCUCUUGAUGGAGGCUGGGUUGAGCCUUCGCAGUCCACCCGCUUCAUCCCGGCAGAUCCCAAGAAUGGCCGCCCAGAGGAUGGCUAUGUCGAUACUGUGAUCCACGAGGGCUAUGACCAUCUCGCCUACUUCUCACCGAUCGAUAACCCUGAACCCGUGAUGCUUACCAAGGGUGCAUGGGAAGUAGUCAAGGCACCUUCCGCUGUCGACUUGACGAGGAACCUGGUCUACUUUGUGUCGACGAAGGAAUCGCCCACUCAACGCCAUGUAUACCAGGUCAAGCUUGACGGAUCUGACCUUCGACCGCUGACCGAUACCUCAAAGCCUGGUUACUUUGAUAUUUCAUUCUCCGAGGGCUCUGGAUACGGCCUCCUCAGUUCCCGGGGCCCAGCAGUCCCAUGGCAAGCAAUCAUUAACAAUCAAGGGGACAAAGUCGAAUACGAAGCUGUCAUCGAGGAGAAUCCGCGCCUCACCGAGAUGGUUGAAGAUUACGCACUCCCCGCGGAGAUCUAUACAAACGUGACAAUUGAUGGCUACACCCUUCAAGUGCUCGAGCGCCGACCGCCACACUUUACCCCGUCCAAGAAGUACCCAGUGCUCUUCUUCCUAUAUGGUGGACCUGGCUCUCAGACAGUUGACCGCAAGUUCACUGUCGACUUCCAAUCAUAUGUCGCUUCCAGCCUUGGAUACAUUGUUGUCACUGUCGAUGGUCGAGGAACCGGAUUCAUUGGACGUGAGGCACGCUGCAUCGUCCGUGGCAAUCUGGGCCACUACGAAGCGAAUGAUCAGAUUGAGGCCGCCAAAAUCUGGGCCGCCAAGCCCUACGUUGAUGAAAGUCGAUUAGCUAUCUGGGGCUGGAGCUAUGGUGGUUUCAUGACUCUGAAAGUCCUCGAGCAAGAUGCCGGCCAAACAUUCCAAUAUGGCAUGGCUGUGGCGCCGGUCACAGACUGGAGAUAUUAUGACUCCAUUUACAGCGAGCGCUACAUGCACACCCCCGAGCAUAAUCCUACCGGCUUUGACAACGCGACAAUUAAUGACGCAGCGGCUCUGGGCCAGAACACACGAUUCUUGAUAAUGCAUGGUGUUGCAGAUGAUAACGUCCACUUCCAGAACACACUUGUCUUGAUUGACAAGCUGGACUUGGCGAACAUCGACAACUACGACAUGCAAGUGUUCCCGGAUUCAGAUCACAGCAUCUUCUUCCACAAUGGACACACGCUCGUCUAUGAACGCCUUUCGAGCUGGCUCAUCAAUGCGUUUAAUGGCGAGUGGCUUCGCAUCGCGAAUCCGAAACCCCAAGAGGAUUCGGCGUGGAAUCGGGUGAAGCGGUCUUUGCCAUUGAGAAUUCUUGCUUGA
Messenger RNA from Penicillium argentinense, 2766 nucleotides. It is a transcript of the gene dapB, whose product is annotated as dipeptidyl aminopeptidase dapB. The transcript has 3 exons. Gene Ontology annotation, biological process: proteolysis. The record is from RefSeq and is a predicted model, not a curated record. The coding region runs from base 1 to 2766 and encodes 921 amino acids. Gene Ontology annotation, molecular function: dipeptidyl-peptidase activity; serine-type endopeptidase activity. Lineage: Eukaryota; Fungi; Ascomycota; Eurotiomycetes; Eurotiales; Aspergillaceae.